AGCAAGGAGAGGGAGGGACGCCCGCCGGGCGUAUUGUCCCAUCCCGGCCACCGUCCUAGCAACGGGCUGUAGCCAAUCGCCAUGCAGUUUUCGGGGAUCCGCGAAGCUGUGAUGGCGCCGGUCAAACUUUGCAUCCCAGGGGAGAGAUUAUGCAGCAUAGAGGACUGCACUCCUGGUAAUGGCACGUACUCCAGACAUGGAUACAUUUUUGCAUCUUUAGCUGGGUAUGUGGUGAAGGAAAAUGACAAUGGAAUGGUUCCAGUCAUAUCGGUGGCCCAAGACACAGAACCCCAACUCCUGCCAGAAGUCGGUGUUGUUGUAACAUGUAAGGUGACCAGUAUUAACCCGCGGUUUGCUAAAGUCCAUAUUUUAUACGUACGAUCCACUCCACUGAAAGGGACUUUUCGUGGAACCAUUAGAAGAGAAGAUAUUCGAGCAACAGAAAAGGAUAAGAUAGAGGUCUACAAAUGCUUCAGACCCGGGGACAUUGUUUUAGCAAAAGUGAUCUCUUUAGGUGAUGCUCAGUCUAACUAUCUGCUGACUACUGCAGAGAAUGAACUUGGUGUGGUUGUCGCACACAGUGAAGCAGGUGCACAGAUGGUUCCCAUCAGCUGGUGUGAGAUGCAGUGUCCCAAAUCCCAUGGGAAAGAGUUCCGGAAAGUGGCUCGUGUGCAGCCCGAGUUCCUCCACACCUGAAUGCUGUCACCAACAACAUCAAGAGAAGGUUUCUCCACCCUUGAAUGACGAAGACCCCUUACUUCUGUGAAGCCUGUUAAUGAACCCAGUUUGUAUUCAAAUUAUUGUUUGAUAGUCCACUCCUGCAGUUGGACGCACAAAUGACAGAACUGAGUCCAGUUGGGGUCUGGCACUGGAGUUAAUGUCACAUUUUUUGGUUUGCUACUUCACACAGUCUGAGUGACAUUACAGAUUUUCUAUUUUCAAAGAAAAUAAAUAUUUUUGUUCAUU
Molecule: messenger RNA, 966 nt
Organism: Carcharodon carcharias (great white shark)
Lineage: Eukaryota; Metazoa; Chordata; Chondrichthyes; Lamniformes; Lamnidae
Gene: exosc1
Product: exosome component 1
Exons: 8
Coding region: 82-696 (204 amino acids)
Biological process (GO): RNA processing
Cellular component (GO): cytoplasm; nuclear exosome (RNase complex)
Molecular function (GO): RNA binding
Source: RefSeq, a predicted model, not a curated record